Messenger RNA from Stylophora pistillata, 1361 nucleotides. Its product is annotated as calcium/calmodulin-dependent protein kinase type II subunit delta. Gene Ontology annotation, molecular function: protein kinase activity; ATP binding. Lineage: Eukaryota; Metazoa; Cnidaria; Anthozoa; Scleractinia; Pocilloporidae. Gene Ontology annotation, biological process: protein phosphorylation. The record is from RefSeq and is a predicted model, not a curated record.
CGCAAGAGCGCCCCACAGCUACCACAAAGUAACGAAGCAUUUUGCUCGCCGGUAAAUUCUGGGAGGUCAUGAAAUAACUCAGUUCCUCGGUCACUUGACAAAGUUGUUGAUGCAUUGUAAACAUCUUCCUUUUGUAAAGACGUGCUUCGAGAUAAAACGUGUUUGUGUAUAAAGGCAGAGUGGAACUCACGUGAAUCUCAUAUACAAUUCUUCAUCGCUCGGAGAAUUCAGCAGUUUCUUACAACAGUUAGCCGGUAGUCUAACAUGGCGAACUUGGAGCUACGGAAGUUUGGUCAGGAUUUCGAAAUGAAAGACUUCAUAGGGCAGGGAACCUUUGCUAAAGUGUUCAAAUGCAUGGAGCGAAAGACAGGUGAAUGUUUUGCAGUCAAAGAAUUUCAAACUGAAGGGGCUAAUUUUGACAGAGAAGUAGUCAAAAACGAAGUGGAAAUUUGGAGGACUUUACAGCAUCGCAACAUUGUCUCAUUAUACAAACGCUAUUAUGAAAACGGCGGGCACAUUUGGGUGGUGCUAGAAUUCGUGAAUGGAAAAACUAUUUUGGACGAAGUUGUAAAUAAGACUGUUUUCACUGAAGAAGAAACUCGAGGAAUAAUGGAACAGCUUAUUGAAAGCCUCAAGUAUCUUCACCGGAAAAGGAUUGUUCAUCGAGACAUCAAAGCCGAUAAUAUCCUUCUCGAAAAGAGAGAAGGUAAACCCGUCGUAAAACUUACAGAUUUUGGACUAGCGCGGCGACUUCCAGUGGAUUGCGACGUCAUCAAAUGUAGAGCGGAAGGCACGCCUCUAUAUCUUGCGCCGGAAACAAUCUUAGCGGACCCUAUCGGUCCAGCGGUUGACAUAUGGGCAUGCGGAGUAAUUCUGUUUUUAUUACUCGUGGGCUAUCCGCCAUUUUGGCACAGCGAUGAUAGGAAAUUGAUGUUACUUAUUGUCGAAGGAUGUUACAGCAUGCCUGCGCGCUACUGGGACCGAGUGUCGGAUGACGCAAAAGAUCUUGUGAAACGAUUGUUAGUGGUUUAUCCUCACAAACGAGUAACUGCUUUCAAGGCAUUAAACCAUCCGUGGAUCUCAGACUUUGAGGAAAAUGAGGACAAGGGAAUCGAAACCUAUACAAGGAGUCUCGUUUCAAGAUAACAUAAUUUCAAUUAAUGUAUAAUUUUUUCAUUACAGCGUUCUUUCCCAUCAUGUUUCAAUCGUUGAAUCCAUUAAGUGUUGUUAUCCGAAUUUCGUCCGCAAGACUUGGUUAGGGAGACAGAAGACUGCCUAACUUCUUAGCUGAGUUUGUAAAUAGGGGAAAUAAUUUUCAUUAAAACACAUUUUGAGAUUUUGCUGUUCUGACAUUUCCACCU